AUGCAACGAGCGGGUCUGGCCGGGCUGGGCUCCGUGGCCGUGCUCUGGCUGCUGGCUUUGGCUUCCCUGGUGGGGCUGUGGAGCGGACGGAUUGAGGAGCCGGGACGCAUCGGAUCCCGGUUCCCGCAGGAGGCAUUGGAAUCGGGGCUCGGAGGUGGCGAGGCAGCCGCGGCGGGUACAAGUCAUUUCCUCCGCCGUCCUCCAAGUCAAGCCGCCCAGAAAACUUUCCGAGCGCUGCUCACGCUGCCGAGGCAGUCCACGGAGCCUCAGGAGGGACCGGGCGAAAGCGGGCAGGAGCCGCCGCCGCUGCCUCCUUCGGAUCAUCCUCGUUGGGGAAAGCAAGGAACGAUGGGAGUCGCGGAGCAGCUUCCCCCCUCGCCCGUGCGCGGUGGGAUCUUUUGGAGCAGGGCGCUGGAGGCUCAGGUGCCGCCGGGCUUUUCCGCCAAGGAAGCGGCCUCGUGGCUGCGGGCGGCCCGGGAGGCGCGCGUCGUGUCGCUAGAGCGAGGCGGCUGCGGCCGCAGCUCCAACCGGCUGGCCCGGCUGUCGGACGGGAGCCGCGCGUGUGUGCGCUACGGCAUCAACCCCGAGCAGAUCCAGGGCGAGGCGCUUUCCUACCACCUCGCCGGACUGCUGGGCAUGCAAGAGCGCUUGCCGCCGCUGGCGCUCUCCCGGGUGGACGCCCGCGGCGGGCAGUGGGCGCAAGUGCGCGACGAGGUGCGGGGCUCGCACUGGGCCGAGGGCGCCGUGGUGAGCCUCGCGCAGUGGGUGGACAAUCUCACCGACGUGGUGGCCCCCGCCCCCUGGCGAGCCGAGGCAGGGGCGGCGGCGGGGGGCAGGAGGCUGCAGCCCCUGGCGGCGGGGGAGCUGCAAGGCCUUGGCCCGGCGCAGCUGGUGGAACUGGUGCAGUGGAGUGACUUGAUCCUCUUCGACUACCUGACUGCUAACUUCGACCGGCUGGUCAGCAACCUGUUCAGCCUGCAGUGGGACCCGCGCGUGAUGCAUCGCGCCACCAGUAACCUGCACCGAGCCCCCAACGGGGGGCUGGUCUUCCUCGACAACGAGGCCGGCCUGGUGCACGGCUACCGGCUGCUGGCCAUGUGGGACAAGUACAACGAGCCGCUGCUGCGCUCUGUCUGCGUCUUCCGCGAGGCCACCGCCCAGCGAGUGCGGGACUUGCACCACCUGCGCAACGCUGCCUCCGAGCUGCUCAGGCUGUACCGGACUCAGGAGCCCCUGGCCGAGCUGCUUGGCUUCCUUUCCGACCAGCAAGCCCAGCUGCUCCAAGAGCGCAUCGACUUUGUCCACAAGCACAUUUUGCACUGCAAAGCCAAGGCCUCCGCGCUUUGA
Varanus komodoensis (Komodo dragon) is the source of this 1347-nucleotide messenger RNA. RefSeq names its product four-jointed box kinase 1 (gene FJX1). Gene Ontology annotation, biological process: cell-cell signaling. The record is from RefSeq and is a predicted model, not a curated record. Lineage: Eukaryota; Metazoa; Chordata; Lepidosauria; Squamata; Varanidae. The transcript has a single exon. Bases 1 to 1347 code for a protein of 448 amino acids.